Molecule: messenger RNA, 3814 nt
Organism: Stylophora pistillata
Lineage: Eukaryota; Metazoa; Cnidaria; Anthozoa; Scleractinia; Pocilloporidae
Cellular component (GO): cytoplasm
Source: RefSeq, a predicted model, not a curated record
UACCUUAGUGUCUUUGUGGCGUCGGUGUCGCGUCGGUGAAGGAGUAGGCGAAGAAGAAGGUGUCUUAGUUAGUGAAGGAUCAAAUUUGCAGCCGAGGAGCGAAGUUUCCGUCAUCGGUUCCCCACGUGGCGGAGAAAAUGUCUUUGUGAAGAGUCAAAAUUUCAGUUUCGUCCAGAAGUAAACUUAAAUUCUGAAGCAACGAGUGACUGAAAGCCCACAAGUUAAGUUAAAGAGCGAUCGACAGACUGAGUAUUGAAACAAUGGAUUGUAUAAAGGAGUUAUUUUCCCCAAACGCCUUCAACAGAAUCAGCCAUGUCGGAGUUGUAAUUUGGUUCAUGAUGGGUGUCAUCUUUCUUGGCAUUUUUUCCGAUAUGGAAAACACCGAAGGCAGGUUAGAUUUCCAUUGUGAUGCAGCGGAGCUUGAAAACCUCGACGACGUCCGAAAAAGAUGUUUCGAGAAAUACAAAAAGGAGAACAACAAAUACGGUUUCCCACCUUAUGGCUUCGUGAUCAUCAAUUACUUUCUUAUUGCCUUUGUAUGUGUUAUUUACCACCGACUAGUGAGACGUACAAUCGUUCAUCUGUCGCCGGACACUCGUUACAGAGAUCCCGAGAUACAGCCGCUGGACCAAGAGAACCCGACAACAAAUCGAUACAAACUUUUUGUCGCUUUUUGUUGUCAACUAUUCACGAGACUUGUUUUACAUGUCCUCUUCAUGGUCCUACAAACUCAGUUUCUUUAUUCUUCAAAGUUUUCUUCUGGGUUUUACUGUCAUUUAACCUCUGAAACCAGUCAACCAAAUGCUUCAUCUAACGCUGUCCAAACCUCUACUUUUCACGAUUGUCACAAUCAGCGAGCACAAAGGAAAAACUUCUGGUUGAAAGCUGUCCUUGCAGUGAAUGGAAUUCUCGUCGCUCUCAUUCUGAUUGAAACCGUCUACAUUUUGUUACGGGCAUGGAAACAAAGGAGUUUCAUGGAAAACUCAAAGUUUCUAAGAACCCAUCUUAAUCCCAGCUAUGGCAUGUCGCAUCAGAGACCUCAAAGGCAAGAACGAAGAACAGAACACGAGACUGUUCCACUACAGUCACGUGAGUGUGAAAGCCGUCCGACCCAAGGUGAUAAUGUCCUAUCACGUCCACGAAACCAAAGCGAGUUGCAUCCAGAACCUCGACGGCCAAAUGGAGAAGUUGAGGGAAGGAGCCGACAUCGCAACCCCGAACGGCUUCGACGAUUCAUCGAGCAAACAAAGAAAAUAAUCAAAAGUGACACCCGUCGUCUCCCCGAACUCCACGCACCAUUUGCAGGUCCUCCAGGCGAACCAUCAGGAGCUAGAGAAUUCACUAUGGAUGAGAUUUACACCAAGUUUGUAGUCAUCCCCAACAGGGCUAUCUACAACUUUACUGCAGACAGGCAACAGCAACUCCAUGCUUAUACAAGGUCACGCGAGGAAUCACAACCUAAAAGCCUGGAAGACCUCCUCGAUGUUAAUACGAAAAAAGUUUUGAUUGUUGGUCGACCCGGAAUCGGCAAGACAUUUUGCUGUACUAAAUUUUUCAGAGACUGGGCGUUUGAUCAAGUUUUUAAAAUUCAUUUUGAUGUUGCUUUCUUAGUUAGAUUCAAGAGAUUCGACUCGUCAAAGGAACUUAGUUUAAGAGAACUACUCACACUUUCAGAACAUUCCCCAUCAGAUCACUUGGAUGAUGAGGUCUGGAAAUACAUCCUGCAGCACCCGGAAGGUGUUCUCAUCAUUUUUGAAGGAUUCGACCAAUUCAAAUAUAACGCAAACAUGGUCGCGUCGCCCUUUCGUCCCGGAAGCGUGGAAGAGAAAAUGCCGUUCCAAAUCCUAUAUGAGUGGCUCGUAACCGGGAGACUUCUUGAAGAUGCUUCCGUUGUGACGACUACGAGACCUACGGCGUUAUCAAGCAUCUCACAUCUUACGUUCGACAAAACCUUUGAAAUCCUGGGCUUUUCAUCCGAACAAAUUGAAGAGUAUGUCCGCAAAUUCGCCGGAGAUGACAAGCAAACAGGUGAAUUACUAUGGCGACACAUCAGCAGCGACAUCAACUUACUUUCGUUUUGUUAUGUCCCGUUGCAUAGCUUCAUCAUGUGCUCGAUUGUAUGGCAAAUACUGAUGUUCAACAGGUCCGCUGAAGUUAACGUUCCUUCCCUAUUAGUAAAGGUUUACAAGAUUGCAAUGAAGUUGCUUUACUAUAAACAUACAAAAGGAUUCCGCGAAAAAUAUUACUCACGAGGAGAUUUUGAAUCAGACGAUUUGCCCACCCAAGUGGAGGAGAAAUUCAGAAUACUUGGAAGAGUGGCGUUUGAAGGAAUCAAUGAAGGACAGCCGAUCCUUGGAGGAAACGAAGUAGAUGGAGUUGAAGACAGUGUUUUUUUCCACCGCUUACCCAACCGUCUAACUGCUGCGUCAGAACAAGAACAGUUCUGUUUCAUUCAUCUAACAAUACAAGAGUUUUUCGCUGCGAGGCACCUAGCCACCACCAUGAAUGAAACAGAAUUGAGGAACUUUAUUUCCGAGAACAACCAGGACGGCAGAUGGCAACUGGUUUUCAGGUUCCUAGCAGGACUACUUGUGAACCAUUGAACAACUAUGAUUCGCUACCGACCUUCUUCCCGUAGAAACUGUGUGGCUACUGAGAGUAGGAAUGACCUAAAAUGACUUAAAAUGAUCAACACUAAUGUUUUCUAAUUAUAUAAUUUUCCUAGUUUUCAUACAAUUGCGACAAGAGGUUGAGAAUAGUACGAAACGUUCCUUAUGAUCCAACUGUAGUCUUCGAGUCAUCAUCAGAAAGUUUUGAAACAUCUUUCAUGCUUGUUAUCUUUCGGUAAUUUUCAUCAACGCCGGGGAAGUCUUCUGAAACCUUCCGCGGUCAUUUGUCUCUUGGUAGUCGGUUAUCUUUACCAUCUGAAAUCCACUCGUUCAUUUGAGUCGUCACGCAAUGCUUCUGCCCAGAGAAACGUUGCAUGACGACUAACAAACGACGGGUGGUGGGGAGCUUACCUAUCACGCCUCGGUUUUUCGAAGGAUGGAUAACGCUAUCUUCUGGAUAAACUUCUAUCCGGUGGAUAUGCACUACAUUUUGUUUCUACUUAUCCGCUGGAUAGCAAUUUAUCCAUUGGCUAGCAUCGUCCACCCCUUGAACAACUGGGCCCUGACUCUAAUUCGUUUUACUGUAAUUUGUAAUUCGUUUCAGAUCGCUGAAAGUUUAUUUACUUCUAGGUAAUUGUCUUGGAUCGUUGUUCUAUCGUGUCGGUUGGUCGUUGAUCAUUUUAGAUUAUGAUUGCUCUCUCAUAGCAGCUGAUUUUUCUUCAUUUGUUAAUGUAAAUAAGAAUGUCCAUAAGAAGGUUCACUUACAUUUUGGAAUACAGUAGCAUUGACCCAUUAGGUUGUUAACUAGGUAGUAUUCAAAUACCUGAUAGGAAACCGACUCUGACCGAACUACAACCAGUCAAACAGAACGUUAAAUUUGUAAAGCGCACAUCGCGGCAGCAAGAUUAUUUGAAAAGGUUCCAAUUUCGAAAAGAGGAAAAGCUAGUCAUAACACAUGUUUAUUGAGAGCAAAGCAUGUCAAACGUUUUUAAGAAGCAAUAACACUGCAGAAAAAAACAGCUUUUUUGUAGGGUGAGAUUGAUCUUGUAAAUAUUAGUGUAUUUUUGCGCAAACUUAAGGCCUGUUACUAGUAUGAUAAUAUGAAAUAUCGAUGAGUUGUAUUGCAGCAUCACAAGAUAAAGCUUUCAAUAAUUGUAAAGCCAGAAGACUAUAGAUCAGUGUAGAAUAAAUUUUGUAAAACGAUU